GACCGAGCAAAAGCGUAUAAAAGCUACAAACAUGAGACUUGGCUGAUUUAUUUGAGACAGCAAGCUCGCAGUCAACAUAUUGCAUUUGCUGUUAUAAACAGUUACUUCGCCAAUUUUCUCAUUGGACAAAAGAAUCACGCGCAUAAGCCGCUGCCAAUGGAAUCCACAGUAGCGAUCGCUGUCAUCGGCAGCGCGGUGAUCUUACUUGGUGGCAUCGCUAACGCGCAGAACCGUACCGCUUCCGUUGCGAAGCCAGCGGAAGGCAUCAUCGGCGAGCUGAACCGUACCGCAUCCGCCAAUAAUCGCACCGAAUCAGUCGGAAACCGCACCCAAACCGCCGGGAUGCCAACGACAGGCCGGGCCGCGACGCAGACGCUUUCCCAGUUAUUCAACAGCAUGGUACCCCCGUUCUCUCAGCCUUUCUGUCCCGAAUGGGAGGAAUCCCUCCGUGUGGGCUGCCCUUGCGGUGAAACACGCGGCAAAUGUGCCUUAUGCGACCCGACCUGCAGCAACCGCAAUCCCAAAUGUCCCGCCUCCUGCAAACCCGGAUGCGUGUGCCUGCCAGGAAAAGUUCGCACCGCCACCAAUGGCUGCCAGCCGGUGUCAAUUUGCCCGCCGCCGCCAACACCGAAACCGCCGGUCACAGUCCGGCCGCCCACUCUGAAGCCCACCACCACCCCCUACUGUGACCGAUACUGCAUGAUGGUCCAACCUGGGGCCCCUUGGACAUUUUGGAAAUAGAACCUUAAAGUUUUUUGCUUGCACUCACGUUUCCCGCGUAGAUUACAACUUCGCGAGUUCUGAGCCUUUCGAAAUUAACAAAGAGAGAAGGGAUUUAAAAGAACAGAAUUGUUUAUGUUCAGGAAGUAAACCAGUUCCUUUGUCGUUUUUACCCCAAAUUCGUGUUUUCUUCAAAAACAUUUUAUGUGUAAGGUCUCAGUUUUGAUCAGAAAUACAUCUGACCUUUAAAGUGGACAUUUCGUUUUAAGCUUGAAAGAAUUUUCGGGGGUUUGAGUUCAUUUUCCCUAAAAAUUCUUUUCUUUGUUUAACCCUGGCGUAGCGCGGAAUAAUAGUAAUACGUGAUGAGUCAUGACAUGUAUGGGAAAUUGAAAAUGAAA
Paramacrobiotus metropolitanus is the source of this 1118-nucleotide messenger RNA. RefSeq lists its product as uncharacterized. The transcript has 2 exons. Bases 157 to 741 code for a protein of 194 amino acids. NCBI's taxonomy places the organism in Eukaryota, Metazoa, Tardigrada, Eutardigrada, Parachela, Macrobiotidae. The record is from RefSeq and is a predicted model, not a curated record.